Rhinolophus ferrumequinum (greater horseshoe bat) is the source of this 5936-nucleotide messenger RNA. RefSeq names its product aldehyde oxidase 2. The transcript is spliced from 36 exons. Bases 144 to 4175 code for a protein of 1343 amino acids. Gene Ontology annotation, molecular function: oxidoreductase activity; 2 iron, 2 sulfur cluster binding; iron ion binding. Lineage: Eukaryota; Metazoa; Chordata; Mammalia; Chiroptera; Rhinolophidae. The record is from RefSeq and is a predicted model, not a curated record.
UCUGGGACUCUAAGCAGCCAGCUUCCACACAAGGAAGGAUUUCAGUGCUUGGACCAAACGAAAUCCUUUGAGCUCAAUUCCGUGGCUGGUGCCAAAGUACAUUCUCACCUAAAGUUGUAAGGCAAAGCCUAUUUACAAGUGCAAUGCCUUGCCCACCAAGAUCAGAUGAGUUGGUUUUCUUCGUGAACGGGAGGAAGGUGAUAGAAAGGAAUGCGGACCCGGAAGUCACUCUGCUGACCUUCUUACGAAAGAACUUACGCCUCACAGGAACCAAGUACGCAUGCGGAACAGGAAGCUGUGGUGCCUGCACUGUGAUGGUGUCUAAGCAUGACCCCAUGUCCAAGAAGAUAAGACACUUCUCCAUCACCGCGUGCCUGGUGCCCAUCUGCUCUCUAUAUGGAGCUGCUGUCACCACUGUGGAAGGAGUUGGAAGCAUCAAAACCAAACUUCACCCUGUGCAGGAAAGGAUCGCCAAGAGCCACGGCACCCAGUGUGGGUUCUGCACCCCCGGGAUGGUGAUGUCCAUCUACACGCUGCUCAGGAACCACCCGCAGCCCUCAGAGGAUCAGCUCAUGGAAGCCCUGGGAGGUAAUCUUUGCCGUUGCACUGGGUAUCGGCCGAUUCUCGAGAGUGGAAGGACAUUCUGUGUGGAGUCAAAUGGCUGUCAACAGAAAGGAACAGGAAAAUGCUGCUUGGACCAGGGAGAAAAUGAUUCUUUCUCACAUGGCAAAAGCAGUGACAUUUCCACGGAUUUAUUUAUGAAAGACGAGUUCCAGCCCUUGGACCCUACCCAGGAUCUCAUAUUUCCCCCAGAACUCUUGAGAAUGGCAGAGAACCCAGAAAAAAGAACCCUGACCUUCCAUGGAGAGAGGGUUACCUGGAUCUCCCCUGGGACCCUCAAGGAUCUCCUGGAGCUGAAAGUGAAACACCCCGAAGCCCCUCUCAUCCUGGGCAACACCUCACUGGGGCCUGCAAUGAAAUCUCAAGGACAUUUUCACCCCAUUCUCCUCUAUCCUGCUAGGAUUUCUGAGCUGAGUAUGGUGUCUAAAACAAGUGAAGGACUGACAAUAGGUGCUGGCUGCAGUCUGGCCCAAGUGAAGGACAUCUUGGCUGAGAGGAUUUCCGAGCUUCCAGAGGAGAAAACUCAGACAUACCGAGCCCUCCUGAAGCACCUGAAGAGCCUGGCGGGCCAGCAGAUCCGGAACAUGGCCUCCUUAGGAGGACAUAUCAUAAGCCGGCAUUACAAUUCGGAUAUGAAUCCAAUUCUGGCUGUGGGCAAUGCUACCCUCAAUCUGAUAUCGGAAGAAGGUACACGGCAGAUUCCUCUAAACGAACAUUUCCUUGCUGGGUUGGCAAGUGCAGACCUUAAGCCGGAGGAAAUUUUGGAAUCUGUGUAUAUCCCUCACUCUCAAAAGUGGGAAUUUGUGUCAGCCUUCCGUCAGGCUCAGUGCCAGCAAAACGCCUUGGCCGAUGUGAAUGCUGGCAUGCGAGUCCUCCUCAAAGAAGGCACAGACACCAUUGAAGAUCUGAGCAUCGCCUAUGGUGGGGUUGGGGUGACCACCAUCAGUGCACACAACUCCUGCCAGCAGCUCCUGGGGAGGCGCUGGAAUGAACUGAUGCUAGAUGAGGCUUGCAGGCUGCUUCUGGAUGAAGUCUCCAUCCCAGGCUCAGCGCCAGGGGGGAGCGUGGAAUUCAAGAGGACUCUGGUGGUCAGCUUCCUCUUCAAAUUCUACCUAGAAGUUCUGCAGGAACUGAAGAAGCUAGUGAAGCUGUUCUCUGUGCCUGACUGCCUUCAUUAUCCUGAAAUUUCAGACCUAAGUGCUCUAGAAGAUUUCCCGGUCACAGUACCCCAGGGAGUCCAAAGGUACCAGAGUGUAGAUUCUCACCAACCCCUCCAAGAUUCAGUUGGACGUCCCAUCAUGCACGUAUCAGGUCUUAAACAUGCCACAGGUGAAGCCAUGUUUUGUGAUGACAUCCCCAGGGUGGAUAAAGAACUUUUCAUGGCAUUGGUGACCAGUACCAGAGCCCAUGCAAAAAUCAUAUCAAUUGAUUUGUCUGAGGCCCUUGAACUACCCGGGGUGCUUGAUGUGAUAACAGCUAAAGACAUUCCAGGCACCAAUGGUGCUGAAGAUGACAAAUUGUUGCCUGUAGAUGAGGUACUCUGCGUGGGCCAGAUCAUCUGUGCUGUGGUUGCAGAGACAGACGUACAGGCGAAGCGAGCGAUUAAAAUGAUAAAAAUCACCUAUGAAGAUCUGGAGCCUGUAAUCUUCACCAUCGAGGAUGCCAUAAAACACAACUCAUUCUUAUGCCCUGAAAAAAAACUGGAACAAGGAAACAUUGAGGAGGCAUUUGAAAAAGUCGAUCAAGUUGUUGAAGGAGAAGUCCAUGUUGGAGGACAGGAACACUUUUACAUGGAAACACAAACAGUGCUUGUUAUUCCAAAGACAGAGGACAAAGAACUGGACAUUUAUGUGUCAACGCAGGAUCCAGCCCACGUGCAGAAAACAGUGUCUUCUACUUUAAACAUCCCCAUCAACAGGAUCACCUGUCAUGUAAAACGAGUGGGUGGAGGUUUUGGCGGGAAGGUAGGAAGACCUGCUGUACUCGGGGCUAUUGCAGCGGUAGGCGCUAUCAAAACUGGUCAUCCCAUUCGUCUUGUUCUUGAUCGUGAAGAUGAUAUGUUAAUAACUGGGGGAAGACACCCACUAUUUGGAAAAUAUAAAGUGGGAUUCAUGAACAACGGGCGAAUCAAAGCUCUAGACAUUGAGUGCUUCAUUAACGGAGGGUGCACACUGGACGAAUCAGAGCAGGUUAUAGAAUUUCUUGUACUAAGGCUGGAAAAUGCAUAUAAAAUCCAAAACCUCAGGUUCCGAGGCCGUGCAUGCAUGACAAAUUUACCAUCCAAUACAGCCUUUCGUGGAUUUGGCUUCCCACAAGGAACCCUGAUAACAGAAUCCUGCAUCACAGCUGUGGCAGCCAAAUGUGGCCUUCUGCCAGAAAAGAUUAGGGAGAAAAACAUGUACAAAACUGUUGAUAAAACCAUCUACAAACAAGCGUUCAGCCCUGAGCCCCUGAUAAGAUGUUGGAACGAAUGUCUGGACAAAACUUCCUUUCAUAGCAGAAGAAUGCAAGUGGAAGAGUUUAAUAAGAAGAAUUAUUGGAAGAAGAAAGGCAUUGCUAUUAUCCCCAUGAAGUUUACAGUUGGCUUUGCUGCAACAAGCUAUCAUCAGGCAGCUGCACUCGUUCAUAUCUACACAGAUGGGUCUGUAUUGGUCACUCAUGGAGGCAGUGAACUGGGACAAGGUAUUCACACCAAAAUGCUACAGGUGGCCAGCCGUGAAUUAAAAAUACCCAUGUCUUAUAUGCACAUCUGUGAAACAAGCACAGCUACAGUGCCUAAUACAAUUGCUACCGCAGCAUCCAUCGGUUCAGAUGUCAAUGGCAGAGCCGUGCAGAAUGCUUGUCAGAUCCUUCUGAAACGUCUUGAGCCCAUCAUUAAGAAAAAUCCAGAAGGUACAUGGGAAGACUGGAUAGAAGCUGCUUUUGAACAAAGAAUCAGCCUUUCAGCCACUGGAUACUUCAGGGGCUACAAGGCCUUCAUGGACUGGGAGAAGGGGGAGGGUGACCCAUUUCCAUACUAUGUCUAUGGAGCGGCCUGUUCUGAGGUUGAAAUUGACUGCCUGACAGGAGCUCACAAGAAAAUCAGAGCGGACAUCGUCAUGGAUGCAUGUUGCAGCCUAAAUCCAGCCAUUGAUAUUGGGCAGAUUGAAGGUUCGUUUAUUCAGGGAAUGGGCCUUUAUACCACUGAGGAGCUAAAAUAUUCCCCAGAAGGUGUCCUGUACUCUCGGGGCCCAGAUGACUACAAAAUUCCAACCAUCACUGAUGUCCCAGUGGAGUUCAAUGUCUCCUUGUUGUCGUCAUCACACACCCCACUAACCAUCUAUUCAUCCAAGGGCCUGGGGGAGUCCGGGAUGUUCCUGGGGUCGGCUGUCUUCUUUGCCAUCGCUGAUGCUGUGGCCACAGCACGCAGAGAGAGGGACAUAGCCGAGCACUUCACAGUGAAGAGCCCGGCAACGCCAGAAUGGGUUCGAAUGGCCUGUGCAGAUCGGUUCACAGAGAUGAUCCCAAGAGAUGACCCUAAGACAUUUAAACCUUGGUCUAUCCCUAUAGCAUAACACUGAUGUCAUUUCCUUAAAAGGUGUUUCAAUUUUUCAGAAGUGAAAAGAUGACUUAUUAAUCCUAAUUGGAAUCCACACUGAUAUUCUUAUACUGUUGUGAAAAAAAAUUACACAAAAUUUAGAAACAUUAUUCAAGCCUAAUUACAUUAACAAGAUGAAUCAUUAUUUACAAAUAAUUUACUUAGACUUUCUAGCUUAGAGGCCACCGAACAAACCACUGCAAUAGUUCCAGCAAUCAAGUUGAAUGUUGAUUUGUUCCUGAAGAUAUGUAAAUAUUGCUGUAGAAGCAAAAUUUUCCUUUGUAUGUCCAUCCAAUCUAACUGGACUGGUAAUAGCAGUUACAAUCCUAGAAUGAAAGACACUUCUCAGUAGAUAAACAUGUGAUUACUUUUUCCAGGGAUGUGUUUGAUGCAGUGGCCACAGGUAGGGACACCAGAAGAGUUCUACCAAAAGAGUUUGGUUUGGGUUUUACUGUGGAUUAGCUAUGUGUCUGUGUAUGUGCAUUUGACAGCAAAGGAUUGGUAUUUUCCUUGUGUAGAUCAGCUAUUCAACUGGUUAACAAUCCUUUGGAAUUUGGGGGUAAAAAAUAACGUAAAAACAUUUUCAAUAUAUCACAAAACCCUUUUUUUUUUUAAUUUGUUUAUGAAAAACAUGCGAUCUGGUAUCAGAGUUUCAGAAAUACUUCAUUGCUCACUUUCCCGUAUAGCGAAGUGGGUAACACAGAGCAAAAGAAUUCUAAAUUGUAAUCAUGCCAAUGUUGUCGUUGAAAACAUGCAAGAUCCACCAAAUUCCGUUACUCUGAGUUUUAGAGGUCUUCAGAGGAGAAACGAAUUAGGCCUUAUUUGAUCAGAAAGAUAGGGGUAAACUGAUCCUCUAUCAGCCAGAAUUCACAUGACCAGGCUCACCAAGGCUUUGUCGGCAUUGACUCCUGAAGUAAAUGGAGGAGGAGAGGCUGAGCUGAGAGGCUUGGUGAUCAGUGAGACAAGGUAAAGAUUAGGCAUUCGGUACAGGCUGCAGGAGGCUGGAGGUCACAGGAGCCACAGAGCCCGUCUGAUUGAAAGGACUGGGAUACAGCUGUCCAAGGCCCGUUCGUUCAAUGACUUGUAGGCCCCACUAGGGCCACAGGAGUCCAAGGGAGGAAGUGAGACAGGGGCACAAAGAGAAAGGAGACAGGAGCAGAGGGUCGUGGACAGGACAAAAAUCACACAAGAUUUUUGCACACAUGAGCAGAAGAGCUGAGGAAUUUAGAGGGAGUAGUCAGGGUGAAAUAAGCUGAAAAUAAUAAAAACAAUAUUGGCUCUUGAAAAUAAAAUCCUUAACUGUAUAAUCUAAUAUGAAUGUGAGAAAUGUGUUUUAUCAUUUUAAAUGAUGGUGACUAUAAUUUGUCAUUUGUUUAAUUUGGUCUGUUAGAGCUACGGAUGGCUGCUGGCCAUUUUCCAUUUGUCAUCACUGAGAACUAGAAAACAUUAAAAAUAGAGGGAUCUGAAUAAAAAUUGUUUGGGUGAAUUGGUGCCCUAAAAUCUGGAUGGCAUGGAUAUGAAUAAAAUACUUUUUUUAAAAGACACAUUUGAAGCCAGAUGCUUUAAGCCAGUUCUUUGGGUUCAAUAAGCAUUGUUAAAGGAUGAAACUUUACUAGAUUUUUUGACUAAUUAAUACAUUCACGUGGUUCAAAAAUAUGAAACGGUAUAUAGCGCAAAGACUUACUCUCAGACCAUCGCCAUCCAGCCAAUUCUCACACAAGCAUAGUGUAACCACUUU